CUAACGGUGAGCGCAUGGCCCCAAAAUUCAAGUACAACACAAACACAACACAACGAGGGGCCGAGGAAAAAGCAGCCGAAAAGCCAGCAGCAGCCGCCCGCUCAUAAAUCUAGCAAGAAAAACUUAGUUAAUUCGAUUAAUUACAACCAAAUCAUAUACCGGCACACGUUAAAUGGAAACCCGUUCGGUCUAAUUAAAUUUUAGCAUAGAUCACUACUUUCAUUUAAAGCGAUUUUAAGUGAAAUUCUAGCGAUUUGUGUAAUUACAUAAAAAGUGUUGCGGAAAUCGACUCGCUCUAUCUCUCUCUGCAAAUUUUCACGCGCCGAUGAAAAUUCGCAAAAGAUCUGUAUUAAAUCAUCAAUAAAAAUAGCGAAACUAACGGUACAAUGCGUCCAGCUGUUUGAAAUCCGCAACAAAAAAGCAAAAAAUCACAAAAAAAAAAAACACAAAACUAUAAAACAACACGCACCAAAUCACACGGAAACAACAACAGCAACCACAAUAGGCAUUGCUCAUAAUUAAUAUGUACGAGAAAACAUUAAACAUAGGAACUGCGAAAGUUAAUAAUGCAUAUGAAUGGCAAAAAGUGAGAUACAACAACAAACCCCAAACAUCAACAACAACAACCGCAGCAGUUAAAGCUAAGCAACAACAACAAACGCAAAGGCUGAAAAAUGCAACAAAAGCCGCAGCAGCAACAACUACAGCGGCCACAACAACAGCAACAACAGCAACAGUGCCACCGUUAGCCGGCAACAGCAUUACCGUUAAGCAAGGCCCCAAAAUCAAAUUCGUUGGCAACGCGGCGCGCCGCCAAUCGUUGGCCCAUCAAAUCAAGCGAGCACAUCGCCAUUUACUGACCAGCGGCGGUCAGGACAAGCAGCCGCAGCAAAAGCAAAAAACACAAGUGCAGCCGCAGUCGGGCAAAACAGUUGCCAAACCGAAACAGAGGCAGCAGAAACAAUUGUUCAAAAGUGAUAAGGCGAAGGAGAAGUGCAGCAGGCAGCAGCGAAAGCGCGCCGGCACCAGGAGCACUCGCAAUCCGAGGACGCAAUCGGAAUCUUCGGGUCUGUCAUCCCGCUGGUGUUCCAUUGAGGAGCAGCUGAACCUGCUGGACGACCUGCUGUACUACUGCGAUGAGGAGGCCGAACUGUAUCUAGCCCAGCUGUACGAAAGGUUCGAGACACUCCGGCGGAGCAGGAGUUCCACGCCAGUGAGCGAUUUCUGGAGCGAUUCGGACAUGGAGCACGACGACUCCAGCACCAGUGGCACUGGCAGCCACACAGCCAGCAAUACCAGUCUAGUUCCCGCCUCGCUGAAGCGUCGUGGCCACCAGCAUCAUCCGCGCUUCUCGGGCACGCGCCGUCCCAAUGUGCCCAAUGUCCAGGAGAUCCUGGCCGCGCUCUAUCGCGGCGACUCCAAGAGCGCCCUCUCCAAUCUCAGGGGCGAGACGCAACCUCCUCCGGAGGAGGAGCAAACGCAGCCGGAGCAGGUGCUACCGCCCAGCAGAAGCACUUUAAGCCUGCCCCUCAGUGAAUCGGUGACCAAUUCCCUGGGCAGCAACAGUCCCACGCCCACGGACGAGAGCAGCGUGCAGGAUGAAGGGGCCAGCCAUCCGGCCGCAGCUUCGAUAGCCGGAGAUGCAGCCCCGCCAGCAGCCACAGCCACCUCCAAGAGCAAGAAAAAGAAGCGGGAGAAAGGCGAAAAGUCAGAGAAGUCGGAGAAAUCUGAGAAAUCGGACCGCAAGAAGAAGUCCUCGGGCAAGAAGGAGCGCAGCAAACGCUCCAAUGCCAUGGAGGUGAGCAGCGACAGCCUGGCCACCGAUCUCAGUGCCGGCGCCAUCGAUGAGGGCAUCGCACUGGCCGACGACGACGACAACCAGGCGGCGGAGUGGUCCAAGUUGCGGUGCACCAGCGAGGCGGCCGAGAUUGUGGCGGAGCGGGAGGCGCGCCGGAACAAGGGACGCUGUGCGGAUUAUCCGGGACUGGCAUUUGGCAGAUCCAUCUUCAGUUCGGACACCAUGAUGAAGUUCAACAUCAUACGCAACGAGCUGCACAACAUCAUGAACACACAACUCAAACGGGCCGAAUCCGAGGUUGCCGCUCUGAACCGUCGCAUCCAGUUGCUCGAAGAAGACUUGGAGCGCUCUGAGGAGCGUCUGGGCUCCGCCACAGCCAAGCUGUCGGAAGCCUCUCAGGCCGCCGAUGAGAGCGAACGGAUACGAAAAGCGCUUGAGAAUCGCACAAAUAUGGAAGAUGACAAAGUAGCUCUCUUGGAGAACCAAUUAGCGCAAGCGAAAUUAAUCGCAGAAGAAGCUGAUAAGAAAUACGAAGAGGUGGCCAGAAAACUCGUGCUCAUGGAACAGGAUCUGGAGCGUUCCGAGGAGAAGGUCGAGCUCAGCGAAAGCAAAAUUGUGGAGCUUGAGGAGGAGCUGCGCGUGGUUGGCAACAACCUGAAGUCCCUGGAAGUCUCUGAGGAGAAGGCCACACAAAAAGAGGAAACCUUUGAGACGCAAAUCAAAGUAUUGGAUCAUUCUCUGAAAGAGGCUGAGGCUCGUGCUGAGUUCGCUGAACGCUCCGUUCAGAAGUUGCAGAAGGAAGUCGACAGGCUCGAAGACGACCUAAUCGUUGAAAAAGAGCGCUAUUGCAUGAUUGGCGACAGCUUGGACGAGGCCUUCGUGGACCUCAUAAAGGGUCUGGAGCCGUUCUGGAAUCCGCGCAACCCCAAGCCGCCGACCCCCAAGCUCCCAACACCCACGCCAGAGGAGCUGGCCGCCAUGGAGGAGGCACGAGCUGCAGCCGAAGCCGCCGCAGCUGCAGAAGCGGAAGCCGCAGAAGCAGCAGCCGCUGCAGGCGAACCCGGGCCAGAUGGUGCGCCCGCUGCACCCGGCGAGGAAAAGGCACCGCCAAAGGAACCCACUCCGCCCAAGGAGCCCACUCCUCCACCACCACCACCACCGCCAUUCGAGUACUCGAUCGAUCUGCCCCCAGAGGGUGCCGAGGUGCCCUAUGUCAAGAACUACGAGCCACCACCACCCGGAUCCGAGCCAGAGCCGGUGCCAGUCGCGGAGGGAGAUGCUGCUCCGGCGGCAGAGGGUGCUGCUCCUCCGGCUGAGGGUGCUGCUCCGCCAGCUGAAGGCGCCGCUCCUCCAACUGACGGUGCUGCUCCUCCAACAGAGGGUGCUGCUCCUCCAGCUGAGGGUGCUGCUCCUCCAGCUGACGGUGCUGCUGCUCCUGCUGAAGGCGCUGCUCCUCCAGCAGAGGCUGCCGCAGCUCCAGCUGAUGCAGCGGCUCCAGCUGCCGAGGCCGCUCCAGCUGAAGCCCCUGCUGCCGAAGCUCCCGCCGCCGAAGCUCCUCCAGCUGAGGCCGCGCCCGCCGAAGCGGCUCCCGCUGCUGCCGAAGGCGAGGCACCUCCAGCUUGAGACCAGCACACAUCGCCACAUCCGCGCCAGAAACCGCUGCUGCACUUCACCGAAAGAGAAAACCACUGCUACCACAUGCUGCCCUGCUUUUAAAAACCUAGUUAAGAGCACGUUUUUUAUUUUUGAAAUAACGCAAAACGAAAUUGAAUUAAACAUUCAGUUAGCCAAAGCAUUAUAAAAACGAAA
Drosophila yakuba is the source of this 3607-nucleotide messenger RNA. It is a transcript of the gene Tm1, whose product is annotated as tropomyosin-1, isoforms 33/34. Gene Ontology annotation, molecular function: actin filament binding. Gene Ontology annotation, cellular component: actin filament. The transcript has 9 exons. NCBI's taxonomy places the organism in Eukaryota, Metazoa, Arthropoda, Insecta, Diptera, Drosophilidae. Gene Ontology annotation, biological process: actin filament organization; muscle contraction. The record is from RefSeq and is a predicted model, not a curated record. Bases 524 to 3421 code for a protein of 965 amino acids.